CUCCUACACACACACACACACACACACACUACGCUUACUUACGUACACCCAGACAGACAGAGAGACAGAUGCAUUUCGAGAACCGUCCGUGUGUGUAUUUGUGUCGCUUUCUGUGCUCCAGGCAUUGCUGGAGACCUCAGACAGACAGACAGACAUUCAAGCAGGUCGGCCUAUGUAUGUGAAGGAAGAAAGGGAGUCGAGUCAGCCAGUUUGUUUUUCGUUUGUUGGUUUGUUGGUGCGGGGUGCGGUGGGGUAGGGUGCGGGGGUGUCCGGUAGGACACACAAAUACACACAUCGCCCCGGGCCAUUCCAUUCCCCGACACACACACACACGGAUGGAUGGAACAAACCAGACAGCCAGACAGACGGCUACAGACAGACAUUCGUGACUGACGUGCAAUGCCAUGUAAUGGUAUGCAAUGGCUGGAUGGAUGUUAUAAACCUCUCCACUCUCUAUCACACGCCAUCGAUGGAUGCUACACAAAAAACACAAGAAAGACCACACUCAAUGCAAUCAAUCACCCGCCAGCCGACGGACGCUUCAAACACCCCCUCCCUCCCUCCCUCCCUCCCACCCGUCACACGCGCACUCUGUAGCAUGCACGCAGGCAGCGGCACGGUACGCCCCCUCCUCUCUCCCUCACUCAGUCAGCCAUCGGUCAGGCUGUGUCGCAGCGGGCCCUGGCCGCGAUGUCAUCCGCCAGCAGAUCAGGACUCGAUUGACUGCACUCACUCACCACACACCGACACAGACAGAGGGAAGCCGUGGAAAGUUAUGAUAAAGGUUGCAGGAUGCCUGCCUCUGUUUGCUGACUGACCUUCUCAUUCGCCUGAUGCGCGCCCGCUCCAUCAAGGGCCAGCACGAUUCACCAACACUGAAUGCCCAGACGCACGCAGAAGGAGGGAGACCCCCGUCCAGCCUUCGUCUCUCUCUUAUAUGAUGCAGGCUUACUUGUCGGCUGGUUCCCAGGUGUGUCUGUCCCACCCCGCCCACUUGAUGAGGUACCACGACUGCAUCGACUCGGGCUCCCAGUGGUAGUCCAAUAUGUCCUGACAGACAUGACAAUGGCAAGGCCAACACGCACACAGACACAGACACAACCAUACCCACACCACCAUGAGCCCACUGGCCAUGAGCCCACACAGCCUUGCCCUCGACUGCCUGCCCUUCUUAUGCUCACCUCGACAGCGUACGCCUCGAGCGGCUCCCCUUCCUCCACAUCUGGCCUCACCGACACACCCACAGCCACAGCCACACUGCCGUUCUUGGCGUCACCACACCCAUUGCUGCCGCCGGCGACAAUGGGCUCCUCGCGCACGUCGCUGUUGUCGCGACGGCCCCUGGUGACCUCCACACUGAACGACACGGGGCUGCGGACGCCGCGGCCAUCCUGCUCAUCUGCGUGUGCGGCCGUGUGGGUUUUCAUGUUGGGCGCGACUUUCCAGCGGGGCGGAAGCACCACCUCCUCGCAAGACGUCUCCUGCACACAGCAGAAACAAAGACGAAAGAACGCACACACAAGCACUGCAGCCCACCCAGCGCAUCAGCGGAGGAGUCUCUCUCUCGCCCUGUCUGUUGUGGCGCGUUAGCCGACCUGGCUGUCGAAUACGGGCAGGCUGUCUUCGCAUCGAGCAGGGAUGGAGGAACCCAUAUCUAUCUGCGACAAGUGAGCGUUGAGAGAUCUGCAGACCGACUGGCGAAUCUUUCGGCCGAAACGAUCAGAAGACGUUGAGGCCGUGAACCGACUGCUUAACAACAGCGGCAGCAGAGAACGGGAGGCAAAAACCUCCCUGUGGUGCACCUUAGUCUGCUACUCUGCCACACCCUUCGAUUUCCA
Messenger RNA from Vitrella brassicaformis, 1838 nucleotides. The record is from the annotation of a GenBank genome assembly. Lineage: Eukaryota; Vitrellaceae.